AUGAAGAGCUUUCUAAAGCUUGGUGGUGCGGUUGCGCUCGGGUGUUUUGCUGUCGAGAGUGCGGCUAGGGCUGUAGGAUAUUCGCCCAAGGAAUUCAUCAAGCCGUACAAGAGGGAGGCUUUACAAGAUAUCGUCACCUGGGACGAAGACUCGCUCUUCGUUCAUGGAGAACGCAUCUUCCUGUACUCUGGUGAAGUUCACCCGUUCAGACUACCAGUUCCUGACCUUUACGCCGACCUCUUUCAGAAGAUCAAGGCUCUUGGUUACAACGGCGUUUCCUUCUAUGUCGACUGGGCUCUGCUUGAGGGCAAGCCCGGUGUUUACCGCGAAGAGGGUGUCUUUGACCUACAACCUUUCUUCGACGCUGCGCAGGAGGCUGGCAUCUAUCUCCUUGCUAGACCGGGACCUUACAUCAAUGCUGAAGUAUCUGGUGGAGGUUUCCCCGGAUGGAUUCAGAGGGUUAACGGCACACUGAGAACGCGCGCUCCCGAUUUCCUGGAAGCGACCGACAACUACAUGAAGAAUGUGCUGGCGAAGAUCAAGCCGGCGCAAAUCACUGAGGGCGGCCCUAUCAUCCUUAUCCAGCCAGAAAACGAGUACACGCAAGCUACUUCCGCCAUCAAGCCUUUCCCGGAUCCAGUCUACAUGCAAUACGUUGAAGAUCAGAUUCGCGACGCCGGUAUCGUUGUACCUUUGAUCAGCAACGACGCCUCCGCAAAGGGAAACAACGCACCCGGUCAACCUGCAGCUGUUGACAUUUACGGCCAUGAUGGCUAUCCUCUUGGGUUUGAUUGUGCUAACCCCACCACAUGGCCGGAUGGCAACCUUCCAACGAACUGGCAUCAGCUUCACGAGCAGCAGAGUCCUACUACUCCUUACUCUAUUGUAGAGUUCCAAUCUGGCAGCUUCGACCCUUGGGGUGGGCCAGGUUUUGACAAGUGCGGUGUUCUAGUCGGCGCGGAGUUCAACCGCGUAUUCUACAAGCAACUAUACAGCUUUGGCGUUACGAUCUUGAACUUGUAUAUGACCUACGGUGGAACCAACUGGGGCAACCUUGGUCACCCUGGUGGCUACACUAGCUACGACUACGCUGCGCCAAUCAAGGAAGACCGUCAAGUUGACCGCGAGAAGUAUUCUGAGCUUAAACUCCAGGCCAACUUCCUCAAGGUGAGCCCUGCGUAUCUCACUGCUGCGCGCGGCAAUGCUUCAAACUCCACCUGGACAACUAGCACCGAUUUGAGCGUCACUCCUGCGACCAACGAGAAGACUACAUUCUACUUUCUGAGGCACUCCAAGUACAACUCGUUGGAAUCAACGACCUACAAGCUUCACGUCACGACCUCUAUCUUCGGAAAUAUCACUGUACCUCAGAUGAACGGUACUUCCCUUACGUUGAACGGCCGUGAUUCCAAGGUCCAUGUUAGCGACUACGACAUCGGCGGUGCCACUCUGGUCUACUCUACUGCUGAAGUAUUUACUUGGCACAAGUACGACGACAAGACUGUUCUAGUCGUCUACGGUGGUUCAGGAGAGACUCACGAACUGGCUCUCGAUGUCACCGGACUUGAGGUUGUCGAGGGCGAUGUCGCGAGCACCACUGCUAAGGGUACCACAAUCCUGAACUUCAAGGCCGAUGGUACCAGAAAGAUCGCGAAGGUUGGAGCUGAUAGCCCCGUCUACGUCUACAUGCUCGAUCGUGGCGAGGCCUUCAACUACUGGGCUAUUGACCAAGCACCUCAUGACUCUUCUAACCCUGUCAUUGUCAAGGCAGGCUACCUAAUGCGCACUGCCAAGGUUACUGGCGACACCAUUGCCCUCGUUGGCGAUAUUAACGCUACAACCACGGUCGAAGUCAUUGGUGGCGCAUCAUCAGAAGUGUCUAAGAUGACUUUCAACGGAAAGGACAUUGACUUCACCACUUCCGAACAAGGAACCUUGUCCGCCGACAUUGAGUUUGCCAAACCGGACAUCAGCAUCCCCAAACUCAGCGAACUGGAAUGGAAGUUCGUCGACUCACUACCUGAGAUGCAACCCGGAUACGACGACAGCGAGUGGACUGCAGCCGACCUGAAGAAGACAUACAAUUCUCUGCGUCCCUUGACUACACCUGUGUCGCUAUACAGCUCGGACUACGGUUACCACACCGGUACUCUGCUCUUCCGCGGCACAUUCACCGCAUCUGGAAACGAAUCAACAUUCUACCUUUCGACGCAAGGUGGUUCUGCAUUCGGUUCUUCUGCGUGGAUUGGCGAUCAAUUCCUCGGCUCAUGGCGUGGUUACGACGCAGCCAUGAACGGCAACGCCACGUUCACCAUGCCCAACCUGACCAAGGGUAAGACAUACACCAUCACGGUCGUCGUAGACAACCAAGGCCUAGACGAGAACUGGACCAUUGGAACCGAAACCAUGAAGAACCCGCGUGGUAUCCUGGAUUACAAACUAUCUGGCCACGACGCCUCCGAUGUUGUCUGGAAGCUCACUGGUAACCUCGGCGGAGAAGACUACCGCGAUAUUUCUCGAGGUCCCCUCAACGAAGGCGGCCUGUACGUUGAACGCCAGGGUCUACACCUCCCCGGUGCUCUCACAGCAACAGACGCCAAAUGGCAAGCCUCCGCCGGCCCAGUUGCCGACGGCAUCUCCGCCCCAGGCAUUGGUUUCUUCGCCACUGAAUUCGAUCUCAACAUGCCCUCUGGCUACGACAUCCCCCUCAGUUUCACCUUCACAAACGGCACUUCUUCCAGCAACUCUUCUUCUUCUGGUUCCAGCGUCCCCGCCUACCGCGUCCAGCUCUACGUCAACGGCUGGCAGUACGGCAAGUACGUUAGUAAUGUGGGCCCGCAGGUCAAGUUCCCUGUUACAGAGGGUAUCUUGAACUACAACGGUACCAAUUACUUGGGCGUCAGUCUUUGGGGUCUGGAUGGUGGAAGUACAAAGGUGGAUGGAUUGGAGUUGGAGGUUGAUGCGGAGAUUUGGAGUGGAAUGAAGAGCGUCGCUACUGUUAUGGGAAAGCUGCGCAACGCUAUCUACGAGCACUUCAUCGAUCUCAUGCCAUCAGUCAAAGACGCCAUUAACCUAGCUUGCGUCCAUAAGCAGACUCACUCCGAGUUCGCAAUGUUAUUCGUCCUUCGGAGCAAUCUCAGCCUCGACUUUGAGGAUCUUAAUGACUUCCUACAUCACUUCUUUGUUCGCUGCCCCAACUCGGCCCUCAAGGAUGUUCGUUGCUACCUGGAAGUGGAGGUGUACUGGUGUUCAAGUUACUCACUCGAUAUGCUUGCGGUCGCUGCGGUCCUACGUGAGUACCCUCUACUCUGGAUCGGAUGGUUUGAAGAGUGUGCCUGCAACGCUUGUUUGUGCUCCUUCGAAUAUCAAGGUCCUACCUUCGUCCAGUCUUUUCUGACAGAUAUGGCUGUCGAUCAUUUCAACAAGUUGAUAUCUGCCAAGCUUUCUCGUGGAAAGUUUUACGAAAGCAGCCAGCUUCUCAUUGUCACUGGAAAGGGAGUCUCUAGACAGACUGUCGAGGGUUGGAAGCUUACCUGCAGGAGGAACAUCAAGUUUACGGUCCAUAGGGAAGUUUAUGAGGAUUUUGAGGACUUUGACUUAGAUGGUGAGACCGAUUUGGACAACGAUAAUGACAACUUAGGGGACAAGCAAGUCGGAAGGUGGUUCGGAGAGUAG
Messenger RNA from Alternaria postmessia, 3675 nucleotides. RefSeq lists its product as uncharacterized. NCBI's taxonomy places the organism in Eukaryota, Fungi, Ascomycota, Dothideomycetes, Pleosporales, Pleosporaceae. The record is from RefSeq and is a predicted model, not a curated record. The transcript is spliced from 3 exons. Gene Ontology annotation, biological process: carbohydrate metabolic process. The coding region runs from base 1 to 3675 and encodes 1224 amino acids. Gene Ontology annotation, cellular component: vacuole. Gene Ontology annotation, molecular function: beta-galactosidase activity.